AUGAGGCUAUGGAAGUGGAGCGCCGCGGCCCUCGCCCUCUGUGGGACCGUGCUGCUCGACGUCCUCACCAGGAGCGCGGUUCCCACGGGUCCCCGACUGCCCCGCUCCUGGCCUUCGACCGCACCGCGACCACAACCGCCACCGUUGUCUUCUUCCUCUCGGCCAAAGGGAUUUGCGCGUCGUCGGACGACAAGGACGCCGGGCAGCAUACAGUCCAUCCUGGCCGAAUUCUCCUCCGUGUUCCAGAGCUUCACUGAGGGGGAGCUGCAGCACGUCAUCGCCGCCCUAGUGGACAGGAAGGCAGCACGCGACGCUCAGCGCGACCCCCAGGGACGCAGGACGAGACGGGCGCGCGGCGAGGGUCGCGGGAGCUGCUCGCUGCGGGAGGCCGUGGUGAGCGUCACUGAACUGGGCCUGGGCUACGACAGCGACGAGACGCUGCUCUUCCGCUACUGCAGCGGGCGCUGCGCCGCGCGCCGCCGCAACUACGACGUGUCCCUGGAGCACAUGAAGAGGGCGGGGCUCCUCAAAGGCGGCCGCCGGAACAAGGUGCGACGGGGCCCCUGCUGCCGGCCAAUCGCCUACGACGACGACGUCUCCUUCCUGGACAACAACCACCGCUACUACACGAUCCACGAGGUGUCGGCCCGCGCGUGCGCCUGCGUGUAGGGCCUCGAACCCGCAUCCGGCACGGGCCGCGCCGUUCCAGGGACCGACUCGCUUCCGCGGCUCUUCCUCUUGCCGACAGCUAGUCGGCGCAUGCCUUUCGCGGGACUGGCGAGCUGCUUGUCUGUUAGGUCGUUACAGGAACUGAAGACCCCAACCGGCGAGAAAAGGAAAAUCUACCUCGA
Messenger RNA from Scleropages formosus (Asian bonytongue), 851 nucleotides. RefSeq names its product neurturin-like. The transcript has 2 exons. Bases 1 to 669 code for a protein of 222 amino acids. The record is from RefSeq and is a predicted model, not a curated record. Lineage: Eukaryota; Metazoa; Chordata; Actinopteri; Osteoglossiformes; Osteoglossidae. Gene Ontology annotation, molecular function: glial cell-derived neurotrophic factor receptor binding; growth factor activity; receptor tyrosine kinase binding.